CUCUCAAGCCCAGCUCGGAGGCUGUCGGUCUCUAUGACUACCAGAGGCUUGGAGGACCUGGAUGGGGGCCUGGGCAGCUGCCUCCCCAGUGAUGACCUCCCGUUCCUGGAGGAACCACCCUCAGGCCGGCGUCCAGACAGCAAGGCUCGAGGGACAUCCAGGCGGGCCGACUCCAGCGGCUGGACCCAUGUCCUUCAGGACCCAGUUGCUGCUGGCGCUGGGGAUGCCGGGCUCAGGAAGAUGGAAAAAGAGCUCGCGGGCAAGGAGAGCACAACCGGCAAAGCGGGAACAAGCCCCCGGAUCGUUCCUGCACGUAGGAAGCCACAGACUGCGCCUCCCCUGCAGCCGCCCCCACCUCCCCUGCAGCCGCUCCCGACGCCAAGCGAUGACCUGCCCUGGGGAGAUCUGACGCUCAACAAGUGCCUGGUACUGGCCUCGCUGGUGGCCCUGCUGGGCUCGGCUCUCCAGCUGUGUCGGGACGCAGUGGCUGGGGAGGCCGUGGCUGUCCCUCACCAGUGGGUCCCGCCCAGCUCUCCACCAAAGAAGGAAGCCUCGCCAGCGCCUAAGCCUCCGGUUUUGGUGCCUCCAUCCGGGUCUCCUCAGCCGAAGCCUGGGCCACCGGUACCCCAGGCACGGAUGCAGGAUGAGCCUGAGCUUCCCGGGAGCUCUGAAGCUACAGGAACCCGGGUAGAACCUGGAGGGUCCAUCUCGGAAGCCUCUGGGGAGGAGAGCGUUCCUCUUGGGGACCGAGGGUCCCAGGAGAAGCCACGGAAAGAGAAGCCAAGGAAAGGGGAGAAACUGAAGGAGAAGCCGAGAAGGGAGAAGCCGAGGAGGGAGGAAAAGCCACAGGUCACUAGGGAGCCCCACCAAUCACUGCCACGGCGCUGGGAGGCGCGGGAAGGAGGCCAUCGGCCAUGGAGGCGGGACUCUAGGGACCUCCUUGAGCAUGGGAAGCAGCAGGCCUGGGCUCCCCGGCGAAGGCAUGACCGUGAUGACCGGCCCAGACAGAAGCGAGGGAAGGGGCGUGACUGAUCCUGCCUGUGUCCCCUGGGCGAAUCCUGUGUCCCCUCUCCCUGUAGCACCAGCAAAUAAAGGCCGUGUUGUGACAGUAA
This is a messenger RNA of Mus pahari (shrew mouse), 1112 nucleotides long. RefSeq names its product junctional sarcoplasmic reticulum protein 1 (gene Jsrp1). The record is from RefSeq and is a predicted model, not a curated record. Gene Ontology annotation, biological process: regulation of ryanodine-sensitive calcium-release channel activity; skeletal muscle contraction. Lineage: Eukaryota; Metazoa; Chordata; Mammalia; Rodentia; Muridae. Gene Ontology annotation, cellular component: sarcoplasmic reticulum. Bases 34 to 1032 code for a protein of 332 amino acids. The transcript is spliced from 7 exons.